UUGUAAUCUUAUAAUUUCAUAAUCCACUUCCCUGCUUUAGCUAGGGUUUCUUCAAAAUAAUGGGUUUUGCUCUGCUAAAACUACUUGUCCUUCUUCACCUUUCACUGCUAUGUUUCACUGUGUUCAGCGAUGAAGAAAUAAAUUCAGUUUCUUCUGUACCAGAAGCUGCACCAACCUUUCACCAUCACCACCACCGCCGGCGCCACCACCGCCAUGCUCAUCUACUCAGAGUUGCACCCUCCACCCGCCACCUUGCUUAUCCACCCAGCGCUGCUCCAAUUCAGUCUCCGCUCCAGGCACCAGUCCACGCACCGAUCCACUCACCUCUCCAUGCACCGCUUCAGACACCGCUCCACGCACCGGCCCACGCACCACUAAAGGCACCGCUCCAGCCACCAGUCCACGCACCUCCCCAUUACGCACCGCUCCAGCCACCAGUCCACGCACCUCUCCAUUACGCACCGCUCCAGCCACCAGUCCACGCACCUCUCCAUUACGCACCGCUCCAGCCACCAGUCCACGCACCUCUCCAUUACGCACCGGUCCACGCACCUCUCCAGGCACCGCUUCAUGCACCGGUCCACGCACCGCUCCAGGCGCCGGUCCACCCACCGCUCCAGGCGCCGGUCCACGCACCGCUCCAUGCACCGGUACUAUCCCCAGCGGCUAAGUCUUCGAGUUCCAGCGAGCCGUCUUUGAUUCUGCUGAACGAAUCGUCAAACAUUCCCCUUUUAAUGGCUUAGCUCCUAAAUAUACUCUUAAUAAUCAAAAUGUUAUGGAAUAAGCCAAACAAUGUCAACGAUAUCACCAUUUUCUUGAGUUUUUCAUUUUCCUGUUCAUGGAAUGGUUGUGAAAUUAGCAGAAAAAUAUAUAAACUGCUAAUAUUUUAUUUUUAAAACUUAAUAAAUUAAUAUAAAUAUAUUAUAAUACUGGAUUUUUUA
Messenger RNA from Mercurialis annua (annual mercury), 941 nucleotides. RefSeq names its product non-classical arabinogalactan protein 31-like. Lineage: Eukaryota; Viridiplantae; Streptophyta; Magnoliopsida; Malpighiales; Euphorbiaceae. The record is from RefSeq and is a predicted model, not a curated record. The coding region runs from base 60 to 743 and encodes 227 amino acids. The transcript has a single exon.